Phalaenopsis equestris is the source of this 606-nucleotide messenger RNA. Its product is annotated as protein FANTASTIC FOUR 3-like. Bases 1 to 606 code for a protein of 201 amino acids. The transcript has a single exon. The record is from RefSeq and is a predicted model, not a curated record. NCBI's taxonomy places the organism in Eukaryota, Viridiplantae, Streptophyta, Magnoliopsida, Asparagales, Orchidaceae.
AUGGAAACCAUGCCUUCCCUAUCGUCUGAUAAAAGCAGAGAAAACUUUCAUGGCUUAAAUUCUACCAACUUUGGCAACAAUACAAUGUUGGAUGCAUCACCUCCGCUUCCCCUCACCCACUCGAAGCAAUGGCUAACCACAAACAGCAAUCUUGACAUGUGCACCGAAACUCUUGGUUGCGAGACAGGUGCAAUGUGCUCUGUUCUUGAACUCGAAAUGGCUUCCGUAAAGAAGAAGAAGAAGAAGAAUGAGAAGAACUUAUCGCCGAAAAGCGCUCUACCGCCGGAGUUUCCGCCACCGCUCACGACGCUGCGCGGCAAAGGGCGGCUGAGAUUAGGGAGAAAGAGGGAGGAAGGAAGGCUUCUGCUUAUUCCUUUCAAGACUUUUGCGGUGGAGUCAGAGAGGUCUGGCGGGCGUCUUCUUCUUCGGAUUCUGCCGGCGAAGGAGGGAAGAGAAGGAGAGGAAGAAGAUGAAGUUGAGGAAAAGGGGGUUUUUUCUAAUGGUGGCGGAGGGAAGUAUGGGAUUUCAGGGAGGUGUAAGGAAGGGAAGAAGAUGGGUGCGGCGGCCAUUUUUAACUGCGAUUCUGUCUGGGUGGCUAGCUCUUGA